Dromiciops gliroides (monito del monte) is the source of this 7704-nucleotide messenger RNA. It is a transcript of the gene FNDC3B, whose product is annotated as fibronectin type III domain containing 3B. The transcript is spliced from 26 exons. Gene Ontology annotation, molecular function: protein binding. NCBI's taxonomy places the organism in Eukaryota, Metazoa, Chordata, Mammalia, Microbiotheria, Microbiotheriidae. Bases 177 to 3812 code for a protein of 1211 amino acids. The record is from RefSeq and is a predicted model, not a curated record.
GCGGCGGCGGCGGCAGAGGCGGCGGCGGCUGGAAGGAUUUAUCGGCUGCCUGGCUGGAAGGGAGGGAAGGCAGGCCGGCAGGCAGGCAGAGGGCGACCCCAUCUCUCACGCGCCCCCCGGCACCCACCCUGUUUCAGCCCUCGGGAAGGAAGCCAGUUGAGUAAAACUCUCCAUGAAUGUACGUCACCAUGAUGAUGACCGACCAAAUCCCUCUGGAACUGCCGCCAUUGCUGAGUGGAGAGGUAGCUAUGAUGCCUCAUCUGGUGAAUGGAGAUGGAGCUCAGCAGGUCAUUCUAGUUCAAGUUAAUCCGGGAGAAAGUUUUACAAUCAGGGCUGAGGAUGGAACUCUUCAGUGCAUUCAAGGACCUGCUGAAGUUCCCAUGAUGUCACCCAACGGAUCCAUUCCUCCCAUCCAUGUGCCCCCAGGAUACAUAUCCCAGGUGAUUGAAGACAACACGGGAGUCCGUCGUGUGGUGGUCACACCCCAGUCUCCUGAAUGUUAUCCCCCAAGCUACCCAUCGGCCAUCUCUCCAACUCACCACUUACCUCCGUACCUCGCCCAUCAUCCUCAUUUUAUCCAUAACUCUCACACGGCUUUCUAUCCACCCGUCACAGGACCUGGAGACAUGCCACCCGGCUUUUUCCCACAGCAUCAUCUUCCCCCCACACUAUAUGGAGAGCAAGAAAUCAUACCACUAUAUGGCAUGUCCAGCUACAUUACAAGAGAAGACCAGUACAGCAAGCCCCAGCACAAGAAACUGAAGGAUCGCCAGACUGACCGCCAGAAUCGUCUCAGCAGUCCCCCCUCCUCUCUCUACAAGAGCCACCUGAACAACUGCACAACAGUCUACAAUGGCUACGGCAAAGGCCACAAUGCCGGGAGUGGUGGCGGCGGGGGAGGUGGCGGUGGGGGGCCCGGCCUCAAGAAGGCAGAGAGGCGAGCGCGGAGCAGCCCCAAGUCUAAUGAAUCUGACUCACAAGAAUAUGACUCGGAAGCAAAGAGGGUUCAAGACAUUCUUUCAGGAAUUGAGAAACCACAGGUCUCCAAUGUCCAAGCAAGGACAGUCCUACUCUCAUGGGCCCCUCCCACUGGCCUUUCAAGUGGAGAUAGGCCCCACAACAACCCACCCUACCCCUAUAGCUAUGAAGUGGCCUUAUCAGACAAAGGGAGGGAUGGAAAAUACAAGAUAAUUUACAGUGGAGAAGAUUUAGAAUGUAGCCUGAAAGACCUUAGGCCAGCCACAGAUUAUCAUGUCAGGGUAUAUGCAAUGUACAAUUCGGUAAAGGGAUCAUGCUCUGAACCCGUUAGUUUUACCACUCACAGCUGUGCCCCCGAAAGUCCCUACCCUCCCAAGAUGUCACAUCGGACCAAAAGUUCACUCACUUUACAGUGGAAGGCACCAAUCGACAACGGUUCAAAAGUCACCAGCUACCUUUUAGAAUGGGAUGAGGGGAAAAGGAACAGUGGCUUCAGAGAGUGCUAUUUUGGGAGCCAGAAGCAUUGCAAGUUGACCAAGCUCUGUCCGGCAAUGGGAUAUACAUUCAGGCUGGCCGCUCGCAAUGACAUUGGCACCAGUGGCUACAGCCAGGAGAUAAUAUACUACACCUCUGGAACCAUCCCUCAGACGCCCUCUGCCCCAAGGCUCGUUCGAGCGGGAGUCACGUGGAUCACACUGCUGUGGAACAAGCCAGAAGGCUGCACGGCAGAGGAGGUUAUUACCUACACCUUGGAGAUCCAGGAGGAUGAUCACGAUAGCCUUUUCCACCCAAGAUACACUGGAGAGGACACUACCUGCACUGUGAAGAAUCUCAAGAGAAGCACACAGUAUAAAUUCAGGUUAAUUGCUUCUAACAUGGAAGGAAGGAGCUGUCCAAGUGAAGUUUUGGUUUGUACAACAAGUCCUGACAGACCAGGACCCCCGACUCGACCCUUUAUUAAAGGGCUAAUUACACCUUAUGGCUUUAGCGUAAAAUGGGAUGCUCCUAAGGAUAAUGGUGGUUCCGAAAUCCUUAAGUACUUACUGGAGAUCUCAGAGGGACAUUCAGAAGCGAACCAAUGGGACGUGGCGUAUAGCGGCUCCACUACAGAAUAUACCUUUACUCACUUGAAGCCAGGCACUUUGUAUAAACUCCGGGCAUGCUGCAUCAGCACUGGUGGACACAGUCAGUGUUCUGACAGUCUGCCCGUCCGCACUCUCAGUAUUGCACCAGGUCAGUGUCGACCCCCGAGGGUCCUGGGGAAAGCAAAGCACAAAGAAAUCCAUCUAGAGUGGGAUGUUCCUUCAUCAGAAAGUGGCUGUGAGGUCUCUGAGUACAGCGUAGAGAUGACCGAACCUGAAGAUGUUGCUUCCGAGGUGUAUCACGGGCCUGAUUUAGAGUGUACUGUUGGAAAUCUUCUCCCUGGAACGACCUAUCAUUUCAGGGUGAGAGCCUUGAAUGACGGAGGGUAUGGCCCUUAUUCCGAGGCAUCAGAAAUCACCACCGCAGCAGGGCCCCCUGGGCAAUGCCGAGCACCUUGUAUUUCCUUUACGCCUGAUUCAGGGGUCCUAGUAAGUUGGGAGAGCCCCGAAGUCUCUGGUGCUGAUAUCUCAGAAUAUAGAUUGGAAUGGGGAGAGGAUGAAGAAUACCUAGAACCCGUGUAUCAUGGGACAGAGACCAGUUUUGAAAUAAAGGAAUUGUUGCCUGCUGCACAUUAUUGCUGUAGACUUCAGGCUAGCAAUCAGGCAGGAGCAGGCCCCUACAGUGACCUCGUCUCCUGUCGGACACCAGCAUCAGCUCCGGAUGCUGUCUCCACUCUCUAUGUCCUGGAGGAAGAGACCCUCGGUGCCUACCCAACAUCACCUUCCGUGUGCCUUGUACUGAACUGGGAAGAGCCGUGCAAUAAUGGAUCAGAAAUCAUUGCUUACAACAUUGAUCUGGGAGAGAAUAGCAUUACAGUGACUGAUACCACAAGCUAUGUUAUUAAGGACCUCCUUCCAGAAACCUCCUAUCGGAUCAGAAUUCAGGCUGUCAAUGAGAUUGGGGCUGGACCAUUUAGUCACUCCAUUAAGGCCAAAACGAGGCCAUUACCACCCUCCCCUCCCCGGUUAGAGUGCGCAGCAGCAGGGCCGCAGAGCCUGAAGCUAAAAUGGGGAGACAGCAACUCCAAGGCGCACGUGGCUGAUGACAUGGUGUAUACGCUGCAGCUAGAAGAUAGAAACAAGAGGUUCAUCCCAAUUUACAGAGGACCAAGCCACACCUACAAGGUACAGAGAUUAACAGAAUUCACUUGCUACAGCUUCAGAAUACAAGCAGUGAAUGAUGCAGGUGAAGGGCCCUUCUCAGAGACAUAUACCUUCAGCACAACCAAAUGUGUGCCGCCUACCAUCAAAGCGCCUCGCGUGACGCAGUUAGAGGGAAAUGCGUGUGAAAUUUCAUGGGAGACGGUACCACCAAUGAGAGGGGAUCCCAUUAAUUACAUCCUGCAAGUGCUGGUCGGAAGAGAAUCCGAAUACAAACAGGUGUACAAGGGAGAAGAUGCAACCUUCCAGAUCUCAGGCCUUCAGAACAACACCGAAUACCGAUUCCGCGUGUGCGUGUGUCGUCGUUGCUUAGAUACCUCACAGGAGCUGAGUGGAGCCUUCAGCCCUUCGGCCGCUUUUGUAUUGCAGCGGAAUGAGAUGAUGCUUGCGGGAGAAACGGGGUGCUUUGAUGACCCCAAAAGGAAGAGCCCGAUGCCUACUGAUGGACAGUUUGCAGCCCUCAUCGUUGUGGGCUUCGCGGGCCUGUCCGUUUUGUUUGCCUUUAUAUUACAAUACUUCUUAAUGAAGUAGACCAGUCCAACAGAGUCUGAGGUAUGAAUUUAGGUAAUGCUACGCAUUAUAAUACACAACAUUUAUCCAGAUAGUCCUUUUUUUAAAAAACAAAAAUUUUUUUUAAAAACCUUUUUUGUUCUUUGAUUUAUAUACUUCUCUUGUUUUACAGUUCUAGCUAGGAAUAAAAUAUCAGUGUUUUGGUGCACCUUUUUGAAAUGCAAAACUAGGAAGAGGUUCAACUGGAUCAAUAAGCAAACCAGAUACCAAAAGCAGGCUUUCCUCGCGCUGAGUUUUCUUUUCAUUUUUUUUCUUUCAAUUUGCCUUUACAGUUUUCACCAGUGUCUUUCUCAACCUUCAAUUUUAUAUGUUACCGUUUAGUAGACGAUAAUCACCAGUCACUUCUUUAUGUCUUUUUUUUUUAAUCAUCGUAUUCUUGUAAACAUUAAUCAGUUACAAUGUGUGUAGCGAUAGGGCCGGAGUUCUGUUGUAAGUGAACAGACGAGGUAUUUGAAGUAUCGCCAACAACGUUGCAUGAGACUGAUUCACUACAAGGCAUCUGCCCUAAGCAUCAUUUACUGUUUAUUUUUAUUUUUAUUUUUUUGUCACUCAGUUAUUUAACGAUGAUUAGCUCAUUUAAAUCAGAACGUGUACUACAGGCUAAAAUAUUUUUAUAAUCUGUUAUUCUUAUCAUUUUUUAACACUAUGAACUGCCUCUAUAAAAAAAAUCAAGUAACCAAAAUGCAUAUCAGUGAUGGCGCAUUCUAGAUUUUUCCCAUGUCAAUCCAUAGCAGUAAUUUUAAGAGGGCAUUGUGCAAUAGCUAGCUAGUUAUCUCCUUGGUCAGCUGUCUGAAAGCUGCUUUACCUUGUUUGUCUAGCCUUGUAUAUAACUACUCCUAAUCUAAUCACUAGAUUUUAUUAUAUUCUGUUACAUUGGACAUGAAUUAUAUGACUAGGACUGGUGACAGCUUCCUGCCUCUGCUGAUUGCAGGCAAUUUUACACUAACCAUGAGCAGUCUUUCUCUUUCUUUCUCUCUCUCUCUCUCUCUCUCUCUCUCUCUCUCUCUGUCCCUCUCUCUGUCCCUCUCUGUCCAUCUCCCCUCUUCCUCCCCCUCUCCCUCACUCUUUCCCUCCUUCUCUCUCUCUCUCUUUGUCUCUCUCUAUCUCUGUCUGUCUGUCUGUCUCUCCCCUUGUCAGUUCAUUAUUUUUGGAAGAUCCGCUGGUAGACCAAUGGUUGUCUCGUUCUUUGAGGUAUCGAUGAAGUGAUUGCAUUCCAGUAUCUUUAACCAGUAUACACAAGCCUAUUCUAACAGAGCAGAUGGAAAUUGACAAAAUAAAAUUGACAAGACAAAAUUAAAAGUUGACUAAAUUCAUAGUUUGUCUUACCAUAUUUUGACCUGGCUAUACAUGCAUACAUAAAUACACAGGGAGUGGGAUGGUCUGGUGGUUAAUACGGAGUAUUGGAAGUCAGGAGCUCUAGAUUCUGUCCCUGGUUCUGUCACUAACUUGCUGCGUGACCUUCAGAAGUCACUUUAACCUCUCUGUGCCUCAGUUUCCCCAGCUAUUGAAAACAAGACUGGGGAUUCUAAUACUUGUUUGUAAGUGCUUUGAGAGCCUCGGACAACAGGUGCUAUAGGCUGCGUGCAAAGCAUUAUUCUGACAUGCUGAUUUGAAGUCAUGAGAGAAUCAAUUUUUUUUUUUAACCCAAAGUCAUUGGACUAUUUAUAUGAAGUCAGUAAUGUAAGAGUACCUCAGGGACAUUUCAGAGUUGGAGGUGCAAAUUAUUCCAAAAGGGUGCAACAAACACAGUGUAAUCCCCUGCUUUUUUGUUUUAUUUUUUGUUUGUUUUUUGUAUAUUUUUGCUACUUGGUUUGGCUUGGUCAUAGCUCUGUCGUGCUUGGUCUACAUUGUCUGCAAUGCCGUGUCCUCCUGUACUAGUGUGAGAUUCCCAUCACCAAAGUCAUGGGGAAAACCAACCAUACCUUUGUUUGGGAUUUAUUUAUACUAUAUUCUGCAUUCAGUACUUUAAAUACCAAUUACAGUGCAAUCUUUUAUUUAUUGUAAAAAAAAAUAAUAAAAAGUGUACUUAUGUACUAAUUGUCCCUGGUAGCAUGUUAUAUUUUUUGUCUUGUUUUAUAAUGUUGUAAUUUUAGGUCAGUCCUUUUUUUUUUUCUCCCUGGCAACAUUGGUAGUGUUAUUAAUCUUUUGACAUUUUCUUGUGUUUUUUAAAGAUGAGAGCAUCUAGUAUAUUCAAUGCCAAAAACAAAAAAAUAAAUAACAAUAAUAAAAAAUAAAAAAAACAACCCAUGAUCAGUGAUUGCAAAGUUUACAUGUAUCCAGAAAUCAUAAUCAUCUCUUAGAAGGAAGUGCUGAGAUCCAUGAAUCAUGCUGUGUGCCUAGGUCAGUGUAGGACAUAGGGGAGUUUGAUAUUUUGUCAUGAAUGGUAAGAAUGAGUUGAAGUCGCCUGGCAAAUGAGUAGCACCAACAUCUCUUUUUGCCAAAGCUCCGCCAUUUUGAAAUUUGCCCCCUUGUGAUUUUAAUGGAUUUGCCAUAUAAACAAACCAUUCAGGCCUUGCUGUCAUAUUUGGGGAGUGGGUAUUUUGUGGGAAAAGCAUCAUUUUGAAGCAGUGAAUAUUCAACUUAAGUACAGCUUUCCCCGCCUUGUCCCUUCUGCCCCACUUGCCAUUUUGAAAAAAAAUCUCUAUUGGCUGAGUACUUCAGAACUGCUGCUCCAGCAAAAUCCUCUGUAUUAGUUGUGUGUGUGUGUGUGUCUGUGUGUCUGUGUGUGUGUUUAUUGUGUAUGUUUGUGUGUUUAAUAGAGUAAUAAUAGUUUGUGCCAAAAUGGCUUUGGCUAUUUGACCAUUUUUGAUUUUGAAAAUCUUUUGUUUUGCCACCAAUAAGCUGAAAUAGUUGAAACAAAAGCCUGAAACACUUCAUAUUAUUGCUGCCCAGAGUCAUUGGUAUGGAAAGAUCAGGCUCUGGGUUGGAGAUGGAAGGCCCAGGUCCAAAUAUCAGUUCUACUCUUUACCCUUCCUGUGACCUUGCAUCAACCCUAAACCUCUCAACCUCAAUGACCUAACUAUAAAAUGAGGGGGUUGUCCCUCCCAAAUCUAAAUCCUAUAAAGUCCUACUUGUUAGCACAAUGAGGGUCUAGGAGUGGUUACUCUGCUUAGCAUCACAUACAUGCACACACACGCAUGCACACACACAAACAUACACACAAACACAUUGCUGAGGUCUUCACCUCCCCCUUAGCACCGAGCACAGUGCCUUCUACGCGAUGGGUGCUGAAAACACAUUCACUGACUUGAGCUAAAUAUUACCGUAGGCCUCCAAUGUACACCGGACAGUAAACUAAAGUGUCCCAAGACUUUACAAUGUAUAGAAAUAAAUGACUUCCUGAUGCUCUUAACUUCUCCCCAUAUGUCAAACCCUUCAGCCCCUGCUUUCAGAAGUACCAGUCAUAUGAAGCAAAAAAUUUGAGUCCAAAAUUGUUUAAUUGGGGGGAGGGGGGGAAAUGAGCCUUUUUAAGGGGGAAAAAUUCUUUUUCAUAUUCUCUACCUUGUUUUUAUCGACUUGAAACAUUGAGGGUCUUCUAAUCUUGGUUGGUUGGCUACGGUAACUCAGUAUUCAUGUCAAAAUUGAAAAGUGCCCUAGCUGAAGUGUUUGAAUGUUUUCCUUGCACAAUUCUUUAAAUUGAAAGACAAAAAAUGGUUUACCUCACUGUUGGACAUACAUUCCAAGCUUUUCAACUUUAAGAGAGAAAUAAUCAUAAGUUUUUUCCUGUAUUGUAAAUUUUAGACUAUUUCACAUGCAUUGUAUUAAAACUGCCAUAUCAAUUUUAAUGUAUAGAUUUUUGCAAAUAUUACACUAUAUGUAAUACCUAACUGUAUCUGUAGUGUAUAUGUAAUAU